AGGUCCAUGUUGAGUUUUUCAUAUAAAAGAAUAUUUCAAGUGGACAAAAGGCUGAUCGCUUCACUAAUAAAACCGUCUUUAUGUCAGAGGCUGUUUCAAACAUCCUUUAAGAUGGCCAAAAGUAAAUUUGAGUAUGUGAAGUCUUUUGAGACUGAAGACAAAUUAGAUCCAGGACACUGGAUAGUAAUAGCUUUGAAAUGUUGUAAUAUGCAGAAGUUUGUAGAAGCUUUCGACCUAGAGCAUCCCAAUGACAAACGUCUCAUUCAGUUGAUGGAAAGCUCCACCAAGUGUGUCAUGGAAGAGUUUAAGGAGCUGCAACUUUGCUAUAGCUUUGCAGAUGAAUGGAAUUUUGUUUUUCCCAAAAGCACAACCCUCUACAGGAGAAGAAAAGCCAAACUGUUGACCAACUUAUGCAGUCUUACUUCAGCUUCAUUUGUUGACCUGUGGCCCAAAUAUUUUGAAUCAACAUCUCUGAGUUUCGUGCCAGUAGUUGAGGGAACUGUUUAUUUAUUUCGUGAUCAGGGGUUAAGAGAUUACAUGACACAUCAUCAGCUCAUGUGUCAUUAUAGAAAUCUGUAUGAAACUGUACUGUGGUCAUUGGUUAAGGUUUCAGGGUUCAGUGUCGAGGAGGCUACAGAUGUUUUGAAAGGUAAAAGUGAAGGUGAGAAAAAUGAACUCCUGUUUUCAAAAUGUAAUAUGAAUUAUAAUAAGGAAGAAGCUGUGUACAAAAAAGGUUCUACUUAUGUCCGAAGUCUGGUGCCUGUUCAGGUUACGACUCCUGAUGGUUCAGUCACGCAUCGUAAUCAAAGCCAGAUUCUUGUUUUAAAUACGGACUUUGUGAAAGAUUCAUUUUGGGAAGAAGUCUUUCCACUGAGUGAAGAUACAAAAAGCACAGGAAAAACCAAUUACUUGAAAGACUUCGAAAAGAAAACAAAAUUGUUACCUCAUACUUGGAUUGUAGUUAGAAUAGAUGGCAAAGGUUUCCAUAAAUUCUCAGAAAAGCAUAAUUUUAUAAAGCCCAAUGACCUUCGAUCUAUAAGUAUAAUGAAUUAUGCUGCCCAAGCUGUUAUGAAGGAGUACUCUGAUAUUGUAUUGUCUUAUGGUCAGAGUGAUGAAUAUACUUUUGUGAUUGACAGGUAUUCAAAGAUGAUGGCACUUAAUGGAAAUAAGAUCAUGUCUUGCAUUGUAAGUCUGUUUGCUGCUACUUAUGUGCAUCAAUGGGUUAAUCUUUUCAAGGAUACUGAACUUCUAUAUCCUCCUGCGUUUGAUGCUCGUGCUAUAUUAUACCCGAAUAAUUCAUGCCUGCGUGAUUGUUUGAGUUGGCGUCAAGCUGAUUGUCACAUUAAUAACAUGUAUAACUUAUGUUUCUGGACUUUAAUUCAGAAAGGAAACCUGACGGCUAGGCAAGCAGAGAAGAGAUUGUCAGGCACAUUCUCCAAAGACAAGAGGCACAUUCUUUUAAGUGAGUUUAAUUGUGAUUAUGAUCAGGAAGAUGCUAUUUAUAGGAAAGGAACUGUGAUGUACAGAAGGAACCAAACACUCGAUGUUCAGGUUCCAUUAUCAAGUCUCCAAAAUGGUAGUGCUUCAGAAAUUGUUACUGCUCACGUUGAUAUUAUAAAUGAUAAGUUUUGGGAUGAAAGGCCAUGGAUUUUGGGUACAGAAAGAGGGGCAGUAACUGUGGAUGAUUUAGAUAACUGAAUAAUAUUACAUUAUGCGUGCAGAGUGAAAAUAAAUGUUAUCUACAUUAAUGUUUCAGUACCUGUACAUACAUUAUACAGACUGAAGGCACCCAUAAAUGUGAACAUUAACUUUUGUCCUUAUAUUCUUUCUCAUUUGUGCAGUACAUACGUAUACUGUAUGAAUCAUGUUCAAUAACCUUUUUGUAUGGCUCAUGUUAGUUAUUUUAUAGUAUUUAAUGUUGAUGAAUGACAUAGAUCUUUUAUAUUUCAUAAUAUAGUAAGAAGGUUUUGUUGUAGGCUGUACAAAUUUCUUGCAUUUUGCAUUGAAUUUCACUGUCACUACUUUCUGUAUGAAUAAAUUUUUACAAUUUUA
This is a messenger RNA of Macrobrachium nipponense, 2052 nucleotides long. RefSeq names its product probable tRNA(His) guanylyltransferase (gene THG). The record is from RefSeq and is a predicted model, not a curated record. Gene Ontology annotation, molecular function: magnesium ion binding; tRNA guanylyltransferase activity. NCBI's taxonomy places the organism in Eukaryota, Metazoa, Arthropoda, Malacostraca, Decapoda, Palaemonidae. Gene Ontology annotation, biological process: tRNA modification.